CGCGUACUCUCUCCUGUUCGUGCCUAAUCGAACUCAAUUGUAGACCAGUUCCACGUUAGAUACAGGGCACGAUUAAUCCGAAUUUAAGCGGCUCGAUUACAUCGUGAGUUUUUUGUUUGGUCAAAAUCGACAGUUGAAAUAAUAAACAAUAGGACAAAAUGUCGAAUGAUCCCGGCAAAGGCUCGCAAACACCCGAGGAAAUAAGGAGAGCACGCGAAAGGCUGCAUCCUUUUGGCACGGAUGUUGUACCGGUCACUCUGUCAGAUCGAAUGGGCGACGAGAGACGCAGAAUUCGCACCAUUUCCGGAGCGUUGCGUCCACCGACGGAGAACAGCGAGCCUACUAUCAUUGCGGGCGUUCGAUUGCCGCCAGGUACAGUUGUGACCCUUCAGAGUAGUGCCACCGGUAAUGAGAGAAGUAAUCAAGGCGAAAAUGAAGCCUCGUUGUCCGGGUCGACGUCACUGGAGUCGAACGAGGAUGCAACACCAUCAACCUCGAAGUCAAAAAAUAUUUUUCCUGGUCAUUUUGGUCAUUCCGUAGUGACUUCAACGCCGAGAAACAGUGCGAGUGGUUUAUCAACACAAUUGUUUGACCAAAAUAAUCUGGUGACACCUGAAAAUAAUUGGGAUCCAAGACAAGCUGCAUCUGACGGAAAGAUCCCUGUUCUUAAAUUAAGACGCUCAAAGACAAUGAAUCUUUCAACAAUAGAGGAAACAAAAGUAACAUGUAUUCCUAAAAGAAAACUUGACAAAAAUAUGGCUACACCUGAAAGUAGUUCGGAGCCAAGAAAAAAUAAAGAUGAUACGAAUAGUCCUGUUCCCAAAUUGAAACGCUUAACACCUCCAUCAACGGAGGAGCCACAUAUAACAGCUACUCCUAAACGAAAAAUUAACCGAAGUCUUACGGAUCGAUCUCUAAGUUGUCCAAAUCAAAGGCAAGCUUCAGAGGAGACAAGUAGUUCUGAUGAAAGUCCGAAACGUUCAGCACCAAGAGAACUAAUAGCAUGUGCUAUAUCGAAUAUAGAAACUGUUGAAGCUUCAAGUAGCUCGGUAUCGGGUACAUCAGUCGUUCAAUCGGAUAUGUCAAGUGGGAAUCGAACAGAAGACAGUUCCUCGUUGAAUGAAGAUAUAUCGGUACUGCCAGUAAAUUUCGAUAACAUGAACCUUAAAAUGGCUGACGCUCCUGACAGACCAUCAGAGACCGAGUCACAAGCAAUUCAAUCGCCCGAACUUCAAAAUGUAGAAACUUCAACAAAGACUAGUCCUGAAAAUUCUGUUAAACGAAAUACUGAGGAACAAGUGCCCGUGGUAAAUCAAUGCAAAAAAACUAGUGAUAGCGUCGCACAAUCUGGUAACGCUUCAACAUCGCGAGCAGAUGGAAUUGGCGCUGAAGCUAAUGAAAAGGCCGCAAACAUUAAUGAUGCAAAUAAUUGCAAAGGUGUUGCAGCAGCAUCAAAUGAACAAAAUCGAACGCUUUUGCGGUUGGAUGUUUUUGCUGUAGUAGGAGUUUCGAGCUCGAGUUCGAGCGAACAAAUAAGUGAAAUGAGUGAAAUGAGCGAAAUGAGUGAAAUAAGUGAAACAACUGAACCAGCUGAAACAAAUAGUGAAACAAAUAGUGAUAAAAGUGAGUAGGGAGUAAAAUUAGUAAAACUUUCGUGAUCACCUAAAAAUUACGAUUUUACAAUUGUAAAAAUAGACGUUUUCGAAACAAUUUUCCCUGUGAUAUCUUGAAAUAUCUCAAAUUUUACGAAAGAGCGUCGACCAAAGAAAUAUUACUUUUCUGCAAAGUAUUAAUAUAUUUUUCCUAAAGAAAACGACGACCAAUUUUACAUAUGUUUUAUAUUAUUAUAUAAUUUUGUACUAUAAAUUUUAAAACUGUAAAUAAAAAUUUUUAAACUA
Trichogramma pretiosum is the source of this 1898-nucleotide messenger RNA. RefSeq names its product serine-rich adhesin for platelets-like. The transcript is spliced from 10 exons. The coding region runs from base 159 to 1631 and encodes 490 amino acids. Lineage: Eukaryota; Metazoa; Arthropoda; Insecta; Hymenoptera; Trichogrammatidae. The record is from RefSeq and is a predicted model, not a curated record.